GGCGGUUCAUUACCAUCUUGUCGGCCCAGCCGUGUGGCUAGUAUUGCGUGAGAUCCGACCAAACACCAAGGUCUGUCAAUCCGUCGGUCAAGCACCUUGCGAUAAGCGCUCGAAGAAAGAGUCCCUUUUCGCCCACCAUGCUGUCCACGGCGCACAGCAACCUUCAUGAGCGACAUCGACAACACAGGCGGCAGAUCUCGACGCUGUCCGCUCUUGAUGCCGUGAAAGCCCCCAGCCUUCCGGCGCAAGCGAUGCAUCGUUAUCAUGCCCAUCGUCGAGGACAGAGUUUUGACAACAGAGCUUUGCGCGUCCAGCGAUCGCAAUCCAUGCAAGAUGGUACAAAUCAUACUACUAACUCUACAGUACCGCAGCAGCACCAUUCGAAUAUGCUCGGGGACAGCCAACACCAACGAUACCUGUGUGUAGCGCAGCCGUCGUUUCCCCAGCAAUCAGCCCCCAUGCCCGUGAUCCCCGACUGUUUCACCCCGGAAGAGGUGCAAAACCUUCAAAGUCACAAUGGCCAGGACAGUCAACCAAAUAUGGCCUACCUGAAUGCGCCCUUCGCAAAGGACGUUCCGCACAUGAACAUGCAGUUCGACCUGAUGCAACAACAACAGAUGCACAGCACUAAGGUUCCGUGCGGGUCUGGAACGGAAGGUCAAUUUUUCGAGACGGGACUUUGGGACUUUUACCAGCCAACUUUCCCCCCUCACGCUGAUGUAAGGAAGUUAUCGGUGCAGUCGGAUGCUACUCCGUCUCAGCACCCGCAUACGCCUAAGCACGGCAAUACACAGUAUGCCCCGAUUACACCAGCAACAACACCAUUCAAGCAAACCGUGGGCCUAGCUCAGUACGGUGGGGACAUCCAGUCAGGAUCCACCAAAGAUCAGGGUAGCGCGAUGCCCGGAUCAGCCCAGUCGUCGUACAUGCAGCGAGCAAAGUCUCUCCAAGGCGUGGCUGGAACUACUUUCACGCAGCAGAAGUUUGAUGUUUCUACCCCCCCGAACACAGCAUCAUUUGAAGUGGAUAACUUUGAUACUUUUAACUAUGAGCAGGGUUCUAGCUUUGAGGUUCCUAAAUCGGAAAGUCUGUCACAAAGCCAGUAUGCAUCGUCGUCGUCGGCAUCAUCAUCCUUCAUGUCAUCUCCCGAGCUUGCGGCUAUGCCUUGCCCCGAAGAUGGAGGUGCAAAGACCCCCAAAAUCCCUAUCUAUCCCGCCACUCCCAGCCGUCCGCAUCACAGAAAGACGCCCAGUGCAACACCUAGCUCAUCGACCAAGCCAAAGCUUUCUCCGCGCGUUGCGUCUAUCGAUAACCUGAACCUCGACGCUCGCGUGCAAGCAUCAAUCAAAGAAACGGGUGUCACCAUUGACGAGAUUGCUUCGUACAUUCAUGGGCCUGACCCGGAGGACGGGAAAUGGGUAUGCCUGCACCCCGGCUGCGAGCGCCGCUUUGGAAGAAAGGAGAAUAUCAAGUCACAUGUCCAGACUCACCUGGGCGACCGCCAGUACAAGUGCGAUCAUUGCAACAAAUGCUUUGUUCGCGGUCAUGACCUUAAGCGCCAUGCUAAGAUCCAUACCGGCGACAAGCCUUACGAGUGCCUCUGUGGAAAUGUAUUUGCGAGACACGACGCCUUGACUCGACACAGACAGCGGGGUAUGUGCAUUGGCGGCUACAAGGGCAUUGUGCGCAAGACAACGAAACGGGGUCGUCCGAAGAAGCACCGACCAGAGAUGGAUGAGAGACAGGACAAAGCAUCGAGAACGCGUCAGAGGAUUGCAGAGAAGUCAUCUUUCGACUCGUCCACAUCCGAGUCCUCACGCAACACGCCUCCUUCCGAAGUCUUCGAAAACAUGAGCCUGCAUGGUUCUAGCCCGGCGGAAGAGAUGCCAGUGUUCAACAACCCCAAUUACUCCUUGCCACCAGAGGUUUUCACAUUCACGCCUCCUGCAUCUCCCGGUUACAGCGUGGGAAUCAAGCCAUCGCCUUCUCGGGACGAGCGAUCGAUCACCCCCAGCUCAGAAGAUGAAAUGCUUCCUUCCUCACCAUCAAAGCAGCACCUCGAGAGCCUCGUCACAGACUCCAGCUUGCCUUACAUGUCUGAUCCGGAGACAUGCCCGUAUACAGAUGCUUCCGGCGCUGCUAGCCAUUCUCUAUCUUCACCCCAUGCCGCUCCCACCCUGUCCGAAUCAUCUAACGGCUCUGAUCUCGACAUUUUUAUUAGCCAGGAUUCGACCUCUGGUUUUGGAAAGCCCGAAUUCGGAGACCUGGCUGAUCCCGACAUGGCCCCGUUCCCAGACUAUGUGAACACGACGUCCUUUGAAGGUGGUCUGGAACUGUUCCCCAACAAGCCCUUCUCCUCGGGCCCCGUCAUGGCCGACGACUUCUUCUUCCAAUUUCAAGUGGACGAACAAGCCUCGGAUGUUAUGACUAAAGAAUUCUUCAUGGACUAAAGAGAAACGACCAUAACGGAACAAGAACCUACAUAACGAUCGACAAGAAAGAUGACAUGGAAAAACGAAAAACAUCAAACGCCCGGCAACGAUGCAACGACUCAGGCUCUACA
Messenger RNA from Aspergillus welwitschiae, 2563 nucleotides. It is a transcript of the gene ace2, whose product is annotated as putative C2H2 transcription factor (Swi5). The record is from RefSeq and is a predicted model, not a curated record. Gene Ontology annotation, cellular component: nucleus. Gene Ontology annotation, molecular function: RNA polymerase II cis-regulatory region sequence-specific DNA binding; DNA-binding transcription factor activity, RNA polymerase II-specific. The transcript is spliced from 3 exons. Gene Ontology annotation, biological process: regulation of transcription by RNA polymerase II. Bases 138 to 2450 code for a protein of 770 amino acids. Lineage: Eukaryota; Fungi; Ascomycota; Eurotiomycetes; Eurotiales; Aspergillaceae.